Molecule: messenger RNA, 2505 nt
Organism: Fopius arisanus
Lineage: Eukaryota; Metazoa; Arthropoda; Insecta; Hymenoptera; Braconidae
Product: transducin beta-like protein 3
Exons: 4
Coding region: 64-2469 (801 amino acids)
Biological process (GO): endonucleolytic cleavage in 5'-ETS of tricistronic rRNA transcript (SSU-rRNA, 5.8S rRNA, LSU-rRNA); endonucleolytic cleavage to generate mature 5'-end of SSU-rRNA from (SSU-rRNA, 5.8S rRNA, LSU-rRNA)
Cellular component (GO): 90S preribosome; nucleolus; small-subunit processome
Molecular function (GO): U3 snoRNA binding; protein binding
Source: RefSeq, a predicted model, not a curated record
UCCAAAGAAGUCAUUGACAAAUUCUGAUAAUUCUAUUCAAUCGAUGGAAUUGAUAAAGUCAGCAUGAGUAAUUCAUCGAAUAUUAAGGAAACGUAUGAAGCAGAAACAAAAUAUGGGCCUUUUUACACUGGAGGAAAUAUUCAGUGGAGUCCAGAAGGCGAUCACCUGUUCUGCCAGAACGGUCCGUCGAUAUCAGUCCUCUCCCUGGAGAAUGGCUCGGUGAUAUCGACCCUUGGGUCCGCGUCGACUCCCGACGAGGAUACAAUAAACACCUUCACCCUUAGCCCCACCUCGGACACAGUAAUAACCCAUCACAAAAGCGGUCUCUUCAAGCUCUUCACCUGGAGAGAGCCAACCCCCAAAAAAGUCUGGAAGUCCAUCCACAAGGGUCCUGUCCCCCACAUCGCCCUCUCCCCAGAGGAUCAGCUGAUGGUCUCCGGAGGGAGUGACUCAAGCGUUCGUCUGUGGAACCUGCACCAUCACUCGUGUACCCACAACCUGAAGGGUCUCCAGGGUGUUGUGAGUGUGCUGAAGUUCCACCCAGACUCCACCAAAAAUCUUAUCCUAGCCUCCGGAGAUGACACGAAGAUCUACUGCUGGGACACGACCUCUGGAGCCCUAAAGAAAAUCCUCUCAGGGCACUUCAGUAGAAUCACGUCUCUCUCCUUCCACAAGGAUAGCAUUCACAUGGUGUCAUCAGGUCGCGACAAGGUGCUCAUUCUGUGGGACCUGGAGAAGGGCCUCUCCCUUCGGACCCUCCCAGUCUACGAAUCCCUGGAAGGGGUCUUCAUCAUUCCCUCCACAUCAAACUUCUCAAAACAGAAAACACCAAAACGAGAGGAUGAGAUUCUUGUAGGAAGUGGAGGGGAGAAGGGUAUCAUAAAGAUCUGGGAGAUGAGAUCAGGUCGUGAAGUUUACACCCAAGAGAAUCCCCUGGUUCAGGCUUCGAAGGAAGAAGGAGGCCUCGCCAUCACCCACAUCCUCUUCAACAAAACUCUCAACUCCUUUGCUGUUGUCUCAGCAGACCACAACAUCAUCAUUCACUCAUUGGGAGAUUUCUCCUGCCAGAAGCAAUUCGUCGGUUACACCGAUGAAAUCCUUGAUAUCGUCCACGUGGGUCAGGCAGGAAGUCACUUGGCAGUUGCCACAAACAGCUGCGACAUAAAGCUGUAUGAUAUCUCCACCAUGAGUUGUCAAUUACUGAGAGGUCAUACUGAUCUCGUAUUAUCCCUCUGCGUUACUCCAGCCAAUAGAAAUUUAAUGAUCUCUUCGGCGAAGGAUAACAGUGUCAGGGUUUGGCUGAUGUCACCAGAGACAUUCACAAUGAAAUGCAUUGCCACUGGGACACGUCACACUGCGUCCGUUGGUUCCGUUGCUCUUUCUCAAGCCUCUACCAAGUUCUUCGUCUCUGUCAGUCAAGAUCAAUGUCUAAAGCUCUGGCAUCUGCCAGAGAAAUUAACUCUCGAUGAUCCAGAAAAAAAUACCCUGAACGCUGCCCACACCGUCCUGGCACACCAGAAGGACAUCAAUUGCGCUGUUGUUUCGCCGAAUGAUAGGUUGAUUGCAACGGGAUCUCAGGACAAAACAGCGAAACUCUGGGGCUCUGAGAGCCUUCAGGUCCUGGGGACUUUGAGGGGGCACAGAAGGGGCGUCUGGUGCGUCAGAUUUUCACCGAUUGAUCAGGUCCUAUUGACAACAUCCGCUGAUUGCACAAUGAAAAUGUGGUCACUCUCUGAAUUGAAUUGUCUCAAGACAUUUGAGGGUCACGAGUCAUCGGUUUUACGAGCGGAAUUUAUAUCUCGUGGAAUGCAAUUGGUCACUUCCGGUGCUGAUGGGCUGUUGAAGCUGUGGAGUGUCAAGACUUCUGAGUGUACUGGCACAUUUGAAGAGCAUGAUAACAGGGUUUGGGCAUUGGCUGUCAGUCAGGAUGAGAGCAGAUUGAUAUCUGGAGGAUCGGACUCUGUUAUGAUAGUGUGGAAGGAUGUCACUGAGGAGAAAAGGCAGAAGGCCAUUGCUGAGAGGGAGGAGAUGAUCCUCGAGGAGCAAAAAUUGGCGAAUUUGCUGAAGGGUGAGCAGCUCGUGGAUGCCUUGAAACUAGCAUUGAGGCUUGAAAAACCUUACAAGGUACUGAAAAUUGUGGAGGAUAUCUUGAGGAAGGGAGAGCAGGGGCUGGCGGAUGCUAUCGGGCAACUCAAGACGAAGCAGAAGGAGGAACUCCUGAGGUGCGCUGUUGGGUGGAAUACCAAUAGCAAAAAUUGUCAGGCAGCUCAGCUCGUGAUCAAUGCAUUGUUAAAUGACCCUGAAAGCAGUAAUUUGCAAACGAGUGAAUUGUCAUCAUCUCUGGAGGCACUGAUUCCUUACACCGACAGACAUUUCAAAAGAGUCACAAGAUUGCUACAGGAUCUCCAUUUCUUGAAUUACACCGUUAAUUACAUAAAGCCCCACAAUACCUCUGAAUUCCAUGAAUGACGAUAAAUGCGAAAUAAAAUAAAUCUAGACUUUCAA